GGUGGCUAAGAGAGAGAAAAAGAAAAAACAAAAAAGAGAGAGGAAAAGAAAGCAACUCUGGGAGGAGAGAGAAACAAAACAAAGGAAAAACAGGGAAAAAAAAAAAAAUCAUAGAGAGGAGAGACAGAGAGCGCCACCCCUGAGCGAGGCACCAAAGAUGAUCGAAGACAUGCUCUGAGAUCAUCCUUCAAAGGGGCAGUAAUUGAAAAAUAUAUAAUUUUCUUCACAAAUUCUGCAAUUGUUUAUUAAAUUUCUUAUAAUUUGUUUUUCAUUGCUGCCUUUUUGAGUCUCUAUCUGUCUAUCUUCCUCCUAUCUAAUUACCACCCAAUUGCAUUUUUUUCCUUAUGUUGGACAAAACUUUUUCUAUUGAAAAGAGGAUAAACAAUUAUCAAAUUACACCAGAAUUGCAAUCUUGCCCUCAAGAACACCAGCAUUACACCAUCUUCUCUGCCACUUUUUUGUGCUCUAAUUCAUUUUGUGGAGAUUUUGGGAAGAUAAUCACCUGCUGAGCCACCUUAUGCGUAUUUCAGAAGAAAAGGGUGUAGAAAAUAAUUAUUAAAGCAAAGAUGAGGGACCCUGAUAUUAUCAUAGCCAACAACAAAUAUGAAUUGUUUGCAUUUCUUUGUAAUAUAGUGUUGUAUAGUUAUUUGUAAAUCAAAGCAGAUACACAGGGAUACAGUAGCCGCUCUUUUUGUUAUCAUUGUGAAUUAGGGGGUGGUUUUGAAUAGAAAACCUGGCGAUUUUGUAUUCCUGUUGCUACCUCCACUGCCAUAAUUGGUUCACCAAGCGAUGGGAGGUAGAUGGAACCCAUAUGGAUUCCGGUUCCUGUGCUUCUUUGUUUUGAUCCUUGGUCUUGAAAUUCAAGGCCAUUGGUCGAUUAAUGAUGAGGGACAAAAUCUGUUGGAGUUUCGUGCAAGAGUGAGUUCUGAUCCUUUUGGUGUUUUUGCUAACUGGAAUUCCAAUGACAGUAAUCCUUGUUUGUGGUCUUGUGUUCAUUGUGUGGCUGGCAAAGUGCAAACACUAGAUCUGAAUGGGCUUGAUUUGGAAGGGACACUGGCACCUCAGCUUGGAAAACUUAGUCACUUAAGAUCUCUAGUGCUCUCCAAAAACCGUUUCUCUGGCACCGUUCCUGAAGAGAUUGGAGAACUCAGAAAGCUGGAGCUACUGGACUUGAGGGGUAAUAACUUCAGUGGAGAAAUUCCAGUGGCAAUAGGAAGACUGCUGUCACUAAAAUGCUUGUUGCUAUGUGGCAAUAGAUUUGAAGGCAGCAGUUCUCUGGAGAUUGGGAAGCUUAAGUUAUUUUCUGAAUCGCAAUUGGAUGAAAAUGUUUCAUGUGAUGCAGCUUCUUCCUCUGCCUGUGUAAAUACAAUGUUUGGAAAUGGGUUCAAGAUUGGAAAAGACUCUCUGCAUGAACAUGAUAAGCAGCCAGCCAGUUCACCUGAGCCACGCACGGCCCAAAAUGCCGAGAUCCUUGUCAAUAUUGCACGUCGUGAACUAUUUGAAUGGUCCAGUAACCUCCCAGCUGCACCUGCUAGUAGUGAGUCCUCCGAUCAACAGAUUAUUGCAUUACCAACUAGCACAAGUAGUGGGAGUUUCCCAGCUAUACCAAAUGCAAACAAGAAUGAAUCUGCUCCACCACCAACUUCAAUUUCUGCGUCUCCACCGAAAGGGUUCCAAAGUGACUCUGAUUUCAGUUCAAAUAAUGGUUCUCAAAACAGUGAAACUUUUGAAACAUGGAUCUAUUUCUUGAUUAUUCCCGUUGUGUUUACCUUGAUCUUUAUUGUUCUGGGCCUGCUAUUUAUGUGUCGAAAAAGAGGAGUCACGACCAUAGGUCCGUGGAAGACUGGAUUGAGUGGACAGCUGCAGAAAGCAUUUGUUACAGGAGUUCCCAAGCUAAAUCGAGCAGAACUGGAAACUGCCUGUGAAGAUUUCAGCAAUAUAAUUGCCACUUAUUCGGGUUGCACAUUUUACAAGGGAACAUUGUCCAGCGGAGUUGAGAUUGCUGUUGCAUCAGUUUUAGUUGCUUCUUCCAAAGAUUGGUCAAAGAGUGCAGAAGUAACCUACCGCAAAAAGAUUGACAUGUUAUCUCGGAUUAAUCAUAAGAACUUUGUCAAUCUUAUUGGCUACUGUGAGGAGGAGGAACCUUUCAGUAGGAUGAUGGUAUUUGAAUAUGCUCCUAAUGGAUUUCUUUUUGAGCAUCUGCAUGUUAAAGAAAUGGAACAUCUUGACUGGAAUGCAAGGAUGAGAAUUAUCAUGGGCACUGCUUAUUGCUUACAAUACAUGCACCAUGAUUUAAAUCCACCAGUGGCACAUUCUAAGUUGAAUGCACGUAGUAUUCUUCUAACCGAUGACUAUGCGGCUAAGAUUGCUGAGAUCAAUUGCUUGCGACAAGCUUUCUCAAAGUCGAAGUUCUCAGGUGAGAACGAGUCAGAGAAUUCUUCAUUUUCCCCCGUGGUUGAUCUGGAGACAAAUGUCUAUAGUUUUGGGAUGCUUUUGCUUGAAAUCAUUUCUGGAAAGCUCCAAUACUCAAAAGAACAAGGGCCCCUCGAAAAAUGGGCCUCUGAAUAUUUGAAUGACAAACGUAGUAUCAGCUACAUGAUUGACCCAAGUCUCAAGUCUUUCAAAAACAAGGAGCUUGAUGUCAUAUGCGAGGUUAUCCAAGAAUGCAUACAACCAGAUCCAAAGCAGAGACCAACAAUGAGGGAUGUCACUUCCAAGUUGAGGGAAGUGAUUGCUAUCUCACCUGAUCAAGCAGUUCCAAGACUUUCUCCACUGUGGUGGGCUGAACUCGAGAUAUUAUCUGUUGAGGCGACUUAAGUUCUGUCUCACUCUCUCUCUUCUCUGUAUUGUAAGUUAAGUCUCUCUCAAAAAAAUAUUAGCUUUUUGAUUUGUGCUUCCCCCACAUCACUGAAUACCAUCAAUGCUUUCAGCUUCGACACCCCUUUUCUUUUUUUGCAUCAGUUGUUCUACAAAUGUGGGCCUGUGAUUUCACUGUAUUCCAUUUUCCUCUUUUAUAGCAUUUCCAUCAGAACGAGAAUGUAACAUAUUUGUUUGCUUUGAUGGGGGUACUGUGCUCCCAGCUGGUUCAUUUCAUAUCUAUUUUGUGAU
Molecule: messenger RNA, 3108 nt
Organism: Manihot esculenta (cassava)
Lineage: Eukaryota; Viridiplantae; Streptophyta; Magnoliopsida; Malpighiales; Euphorbiaceae
Product: protein MALE DISCOVERER 2
Exons: 13
Coding region: 790-2817 (675 amino acids)
Biological process (GO): protein phosphorylation
Molecular function (GO): protein binding; protein kinase activity; ATP binding
Source: RefSeq, a predicted model, not a curated record